Messenger RNA from Suillus subalutaceus, 1002 nucleotides. RefSeq lists its product as uncharacterized. Gene Ontology annotation, biological process: regulation of alternative mRNA splicing, via spliceosome. Lineage: Eukaryota; Fungi; Basidiomycota; Agaricomycetes; Boletales; Suillaceae. The transcript is spliced from 4 exons. Gene Ontology annotation, cellular component: nucleus. The coding region runs from base 1 to 1002 and encodes 333 amino acids. The record is from RefSeq and is a predicted model, not a curated record.
AUGGACCUCCCUACACCCAGGGAACUAGACCUUGAGACAGAACUCAGAAAACGGGAUGCCCAGGUCGCUGAACUAACGGAUGAAGUGAUACGUCUUCGUCAGCACCUUGCUGCCCAGAGUGGCCCAUCGACCACGGAUUCGGUUACGUUGCCCCCCGCGCUAGUCUCUGUGUUGUUACCACAUAUCAACAAGGCAGCUUCUAGUGAAGGAACGGGAGUGGCUUCUUCUUCGAGUACGGUUAACACCGCACUGACGCAGAGGGUACGCAUACUGCAAGAAGAGAAUGAUGAGCUGUAUGAGAUGCUCAAAUCCGGGGAGACUGGGAAGCUUAAGGAGGAAGUUCGCGGACUCCGACGAGUCGUGGAGAGAUUAGAAGGAGCUUUGCGAGAAUCUCAUCAAGUAAUCGCUUCGUUGUCGUCGGAACUAGACAAGUCCUAUGAAAGCUUCCAAACUUCUCUGCGUCAAAUGAACGCUAACCACCACUCAUAUGCGCCAACCCCUCGUGACUUAUAUCACCCCGCAUCCACGAGUAAUGGGGUAGUCAAGCUACCCCCAACCGGACCCAGAGCUCACAAGAAGCCGCGUCUCUCGGAGCCCAAAGUGUCACCCGCACGUUCCAAUAUCUCUCUUCCGCCAACAAAACCCCACAUUGUCAACGCGCGCCAGAGUAUUCCCAGAGACCAUGAACCUCCUCGCUCGCCUCGCCUCUCCCCCACAGAGCCCCGUACAAAACCAAGCAAUGUGAAGAUGGAGGUUGAUGAAGAUUCGCGGACACGUCCACGCUCUCCAAAUGAUAAUAGGGAACGGGAGUCCCACCGUCGGGACAAAGACCGCGCACGCGAACACGACGGAGAGCGCGACAGAGACCGAGAUCGGGACCGUUUCUCUCGGCGCAAUGGUGGUGGCGGUGGCGGCGGCGGAGGUGGACGGAGGGCUCGAGGGUUUGCAGGUCACGCAUAUGCAUUUGGAGAUCGGACGUUGGCGGAAAGAAUGGGACUUUAA